GGCCAGCAUCCGACACGUAGGCAGAGUCCGGUGUGGCAAUAAUAAUGAAAUAAAAGGAUCUUUUCUGCCAAAAGGAACAUGCUAGUGAUGUCCCGUCCUGCUCUUCUCGUGCGGCAGAAAGGGCACCAUUCUCCUCCAUCAUAUUUCCUUAUCAAGUAGUAAAACAUACUUGAUUAUAUCGUUUUGAUGGAUGACAAAUAUGGGGAGAGGGAAAGUGGAGCUAAAGAGAAUAGAGAAUCCAACUCGUAGGCAAGUAACCUUCUCAAAGAGGAGAAAUGGGCUUCUGAAGAAAGCUUUUGAGCUUUCAAUUCUGUGUGAUGCUGAAGUUUCCCUCAUUGUUUUUUCCCCGACCGGAAAGUUUUACCAGUUUGCAAGUCAUGAGUCAGUAGUUCUUCUUCCUCCCAUGAUGGAAAGGACGAUCGCUAGGUACCGGAGUGAAGCCGGCCUGUCUGGACCAAAUGACUCACACACUAGAUCCUUGGAGUUUUGGAGACGUGAGAUUGAAGAGUUACAGAAAACUAUAAAUGAAACGGAAGCACAGCUUAGGCACUGUAUAGGAGAAGAUAUAGAAAUGUUGGGGAUGAAAGAGUUGAAGCAGCUAGAACGACAAUUAAAGACAGGAGUAGAACGUGUCCGCUCUAAGAAGUUACGCAUCGCCGCAGAGCACGUCAACUGGUUGAAAGGAAAGCAAAGAUCCAUUCAAGAGGAGAAUGCUUGUCUGAAGAAAAGAUUGCAUGAGCUGCAUGAUGGCAACAUAAGCUCGAGGAUUUGGGAACCAAAUGCACGUAAAGCGAUUCAGCUGAGGACGAUUGAUGAUGGAUCUCACCAUUAAAGAGUCGCUAAUUGGAGCUGUAAAAGAAGCUACACUCUUCAAAAUGAGCCUCAUAUCAUAUCAUAUCAUAUGCGGUAGUGUGUACGUACGUACGUGGUGAUAAUAAAUUGAUCUCCUCCUUCGUUU
This is a messenger RNA of Populus nigra (black poplar), 958 nucleotides long. Its product is annotated as truncated transcription factor CAULIFLOWER D-like. Gene Ontology annotation, biological process: positive regulation of transcription by RNA polymerase II. Lineage: Eukaryota; Viridiplantae; Streptophyta; Magnoliopsida; Malpighiales; Salicaceae. Gene Ontology annotation, cellular component: nucleus. The transcript is spliced from 9 exons. Bases 191 to 832 code for a protein of 213 amino acids. The record is from RefSeq and is a predicted model, not a curated record. Gene Ontology annotation, molecular function: DNA-binding transcription factor activity, RNA polymerase II-specific; protein dimerization activity; RNA polymerase II cis-regulatory region sequence-specific DNA binding.